Penicillium samsonianum is the source of this 441-nucleotide messenger RNA. RefSeq lists its product as uncharacterized. The record is from RefSeq and is a predicted model, not a curated record. NCBI's taxonomy places the organism in Eukaryota, Fungi, Ascomycota, Eurotiomycetes, Eurotiales, Aspergillaceae. Bases 1 to 441 code for a protein of 146 amino acids. The transcript is spliced from 3 exons.
AUGGAGGUUUUGCCGGCCGCAAACCUCGAAAUUCGAGUCCAACACAGAGAAACCGCAGAAAUAUUGGAGCACGAGUUCACGGUGGUUGCCUCCAUUUUGGAAGACCACUCUGGACCUGAGUUAGCAACAAACCGAGAAAGGGAUCUUGCCAACGAACUCCAGGAACAUGCUGCUGAAGAAGUCGCCAACAAUGCCGAGAAGUCAUCCGAGGUCGAAUUUCCAAAGGAAGACAAGAAUCUCAUUCGAGAACUUGUUUUCGAUUGCUGGAUGUUCUGUGGUGGCAGGAUCGAUGCUUGGAACUGGAAGAGUGAGGACAUUUGGAAUGCGUUCAAGGAGUUCAGGGGAAAUAACCCAAUAUAUGAGAUGUCAAAAAGCUUUCGCACAACUUCCCAGCAGGCUCUGGAUUUCAGGCCGCCUUCUUGGGGGGCUAGCCGGCCCUGA